AUGCCUCAAUACCAGUCUCCAAGUGGUUCGAAAAAACCCAUAUGGUACAGCGUGGUGCUGCUGCUUUCCCUGCUCCUUAAUGGCUACUUGCUUCUUCGCCCCUCAGAUCAUGGGCGCUUGUUGGGCGGUGAUAAUAGGAAGGGCAGAAUGUUAAUAAGUGAAAAUAGGGGGUGGAGCAGAAGAGCUGCAGAUGAAGCAGAAGCAGUAGCAGCACAGUACCAGUGCUCUGGCCAUGGUUAUGUGUUUGUGGAUACCUUUCUAACAGAUCAUAAUGGAUCCUUCGUUUGUGAAUGUAAUCCCUGCUACACUGGACCUGACUGUUCACACCUCAUUUCAGAUUGUGUGGUGGACGCCAACCAAUUAGUCAUUGAGGAUUUGAAUCUAGGGCCAUCUAUGAAGGAUUUGAAUCUAGGGUCAUCUAUUUGUUACAAUAAAUUUCACUGUUCAAACUUCCUUUCAAAUUGUGCUGUGGACAUUAACAAAUUACCCAUAGGAGAUCCUACUUUCUUAGAGCCAUUCUGGAUUGCAAAUGCAGAAGCAGGAGUAACUGUAGUACCGGCCUGGUACCGAAUGAGCUACGACGUAAACAACGCUUUAGAAUAUUCUGCCACAUCUCCAGAGUUAGAGAAACAGAUUCGUGCCCUUCAUGAGGUGGUGGGAAACGCAGUUACAAAAGGCAGAUAUAUUGUUCUGGGAACAGGUUCUACCCAGCUUAUCAAUGCCGCAGUUUACAGCCUUUCCCAGGCUCAUGCUCGAAACCCCUCAAAAGUGGUCGCAGCCAUUCCAUAUUACGGGCCAUAUCGAUAUCAAACAGAAAUGUUCGACUCAAACGACUAUGUGUGGAAGGGAGAUGCGAGAGUUUGGGUUAAAAAAUCAGGGUUUCUUAAUUCGUCUACAUUCAUUGAAUUUGUUACAUCUCCAAACAACCCAGAUGGCCUGUUGAAGAAAGGCGUUCUGACAAGUAAGAACGUAAAAGAUAUAUAUGAUCAUGCCUAUUACUGGCCUCACUACACAGGAAUCCCACGCCCAGCCAGUGAAGAUAUUAUGCUUUUCACCCUCUCCAAGGUCACAGGCCACGCAGGAUCCAGGCUCGGGUGGGCCAUUGUAGAAGACUACGAUGUGUACGAGAGGAUGUACGAUUAUGUUGAAGAAAAUACAUUGGGUGUAUCGCACGAUACGCAGCUUCGAACGACCAUACUAUUAAAAGCAAUUGUAAAUGAUGAAAAGCAAUUGCUUUUCCACUACGCAUACAGUGUAAUGAGAAACCGCUGGCAAAGACUGGAGAAAAUUUUCAGUGGCUCUCAUCGUUUCUCUCUCCAGAGUUUGGAGCCUCGUUACUGCACCUUUUUCAAAAAGGUCACUGGCCCCUCACCAGCAUAUGCAUGGGUGAAAUGUGAGAAGGAGGAGGAGACCGAUUGCACAGGGGUGCUUAGGAAAGCAGGCAUCAUUGGACGGAAUGCCAGUGUGUUUGAAGCAGAUAAACGUUAUGUUCGACUCAGUUUGCUCAAGAGAGAUGACAAUUUUGCAUUGUUGGAGCGUCGCCUUCAGGCUCUAGUUUCUUAAUAUGGGGCAUCAAACUUUGCACUCAGUAAAACUUGAUAAGUACCUCAU
Cryptomeria japonica (Japanese cedar) is the source of this 1611-nucleotide messenger RNA. Its product is annotated as tryptophan aminotransferase-related protein 3-like. Gene Ontology annotation, biological process: amino acid metabolic process. The transcript is spliced from 7 exons. Gene Ontology annotation, molecular function: transaminase activity; carbon-sulfur lyase activity. Bases 1 to 1563 code for a protein of 520 amino acids. The record is from RefSeq and is a predicted model, not a curated record. NCBI's taxonomy places the organism in Eukaryota, Viridiplantae, Streptophyta, Pinopsida, Cupressales, Cupressaceae.